CUUCCCACCCACGGUCAGUCCGGCGAUGUGAGAGACUCUUCCCAAGCCCCCCUCCUCCGCCGGAGGCCGAAUCGGUUCCCCAACCCUCCUACUUGCACUAUGGAAGCUGCACAGUCUACGCCUUGGUCAGAUCUUCAGCCGGAACUCCUAGGCCUUGUUCUUAGGCGCCUCCCCUCCCUGGCUGAUCGUGUUCGUCUGAGAGCAGUCUGUCGCCCAUGGCGCUCUAAUAGCAUGUCGCAGCCUCUUCCUCUCCCAUUCCCAUGGCUCACCCUCCCCGGUGGUACCUUCCUCAGCAUUCCAGCAAAUGAAAUUCACCGCAUACCUAUACCAGAUGGUGCUUGUGUCCAGGGCUCCAUUGACAACUGGCUAUUCCUCAUGCACAAGAGCUCCAUGGACAAUCGUAAUGUGUGCUCAUUGAUGAAUCCUUUCUCCAAGGCCACGCUGGAGCUUCCUGAUCUAGUCGCUGUUUGGAAGCGUCAGACAAGUUACUACUCUCAUCGUAAACCAAUUUUCUAUAAGUUGGUGGUUCCCUCGCCCCUCGACUCAUCACCUGAUUCCCCUGUUGCUGCACUAAUCAUGGAUGAUGGAAAUUCACAUAUACUUUGUAUUAGCCAGCCACCAAUUGCCACUUCCUCGCUCAGAGCCAGAAGUAAUAAGGAUACACGACUGUACCUCAUUGAUGUUGUAUUUUUCAACAGAAAAUUGUAUGGGUUGGAUGGGUCUGGCAAGCUUUACAUCAUUGAUCUGGACAAUGACCUUGGUAUAUCAUCCAUCGAGUGCAUAAUUGACGCUUUGGGCGAUAUAAUAAGUGGAAUACCUCAACACUUGCCCGGAAUGGUGUAUAUGUCGAGAAAGUAUCUUGUUGAAUGUGGUGGUAAACUGUUGAUGGUGGUCUUUGAGGCAGACUUGUGCAGCAGCCCUAAUCGAUGGAGAAGCGCUACUGAGUUGGGUGGCCAUGCACUCUUUGUUGGUCAACGUAGCUCGAAGUCCCUGCCUGCUAGAGAAUGCAGUGGGUAUCAUGAGGAUUGCAUCUACUUCAUGUUUGACUAUGACUGCCGGACCUCUUCUGCAAAUCCUCUUCACGACUCUGGUGUGUACAACAUCAGGAAUGGCACAAUAGCGCCAUUGAUGUCAGGGACAUCAGCAGCAUCGCUGCAUCGUGUUGGGCAGUGGCGUCCGACAUGGUUCUUCCCUCCUGAAGCUGUUUGAUCAAUCCAGUCUGGGUUCUGAUCAUCUUUUAUUCUAGCGAUCUGUUACUGUAUUUCUUUAGUAGUAUGAUCCUUUACACCUCAAAGUGAUCUCAUGGAUGAUCUUAUAUGGGAUUUAUUUGAAUGCACAGUCUUUCAUGAUAGCAACUUGUGUGCCUUUUUCAUGUGCUUGAACAAACAUUAUAACAUGAAGCUGAAGGAACUUGGGAGUCUUACUAGCCCCUGAAUCUUGAAUUAUUGGUAACUGUGUUUUUGUUGCCUAUUGUUUGUCU
Molecule: messenger RNA, 1480 nt
Organism: Lolium rigidum
Lineage: Eukaryota; Viridiplantae; Streptophyta; Magnoliopsida; Poales; Poaceae
Exons: 3
Coding region: 100-1209 (369 amino acids)
Molecular function (GO): protein binding
Source: RefSeq, a predicted model, not a curated record